AUGUCUUUCCAGGACCUCCCUGCAGAAAUCAUUUCCCUAGUUGUUCACCUCCUUGCUGACGUCCAUCCUCUCAGCGUUAUUCGUCUGCUCCGAGUCAACAAGCGAUGCUUCGCCUUGGCUCUGCCAGUAGCAAAACCACUUGCCUUUCAUACAGUCCGCUUGCCACUGUAUUACCCGCAACUCGAUAAACAGGUGGCAACGCUCUGCGCUAAACUGCAAGAGGCUAACGCCCUGAGUUAUGUCAGGCGUCUCAUCAUCGAGGGCCAUUUCUCGGAAGAUCAUUCUACAUCUGUCCCACCCCAAGUCCGGCGUUUCUCACCAUUAGAUCGCGAUCCGCGAGAUUCGUAUGAGUUUGGGGACAACGAUCUCGGCGGAACGGUAUGGCAUGUGUAUGUCCGUGAAACACAUGAGCACCAUGCAUGCUGGGACACUGUCGCGGGAUUCAUCAAGAGACUUCCUGCUUUAGAAGAUCUUCACCAUUUGCACCAUGAACAGUUUCCCCCUUGCCUGCUUCAGACAUUGCAUCAACACCUACCGAGAUGUAAACUGCAUUUGGGUCCAUUCGUGCUGCGGAGUAUAUAUGCUCCUAUGGCUGAGGACCACGAAUAUCGGCUAGUCACCUCGCCGUCUCUACACAGUAUCACUCCCUGCUAUGACACAACGACACCAGACGGUAUGUGGCAGAAGCAAAUCUUCUUGCGUAUCCUGAGCCUCGCCCCGAACUUGAAGGUGGUAUAUCCAAUGGACGACCAUUUCGGCUAUGAGGCGUCAGCUGUUGGAAUGAAUCAAAGACGGUCCAAAUUCACACAAGAGCCAGGCGACGGACGUCCAGCCGCAAUAGAAUGCCUCCGAAUCAGACACGCUUAUGUUCCCGCGCCUGCUGCUGCACUGGAGGAAUGGGCUACGUACAUAGAUUUCUCCGUUUUGCGGGUCCUUGAUCUGAGAUCAUUCAUCAAGGGAGAAGCAUUCGAAGCCUGGGCCGAUCAUCUUCAUUUCCCGGCCCUUCAAACGCUGCGCUUGCUCCUCGGUACUACAUCAAGUGAAGCGGAAAAUCUGUCUGACGUCUUCCUGCGAGCAACAAGAUUCCUUCAGAGUCUGCCGUCGCUAUCAUGCAUAUACCUGGAGGCAUGGCACUCACGGCUGUCAAUAGGGACGUUGGGAGGACAUCAAGGACCACGUUUGGUCAAGCUGUCUGUGGUUGGUUGGCCUUUCCAAUAUGUCAAUGAGCAUGAUAUCCUCCAGCUCGGCAGAUAUUGCCCUUUAUUGGAGAAGAUGAGUAUCCCAAUUCAUCGUACUCAAGGAGAUGCCCGGGAGGUGGCUCUCUACAAAGCCUUGGGCACAAUUAGGAACCUGAGGUUCCUGGACCUGGUAUUAGAUGUAUCUGACCCAACCUUGUACCAGGAGCAAACUUCCAUCGAUGCGGACUGGGAUGACAUUGACAAUCAGUACACCGAAGAAGAUCUCGAGGGCAUCAAUCGGAGCCGCAAUGGACACAUCCGGAGGCUUCUCGUCAAUACCCUUAUUGACGAACCACUUGCGUCUUCAAUCUUCAAGAUCAUUUCGGCCGCCAAGCCCCGAGAUGCACCACUCCUUGAACGGAUGACCUUAAUAAUACAGGGGCGGGCUCGCUCGCUCUACGUUCCGUAUUGCAAGUUCUCGAGGCUUGUGAGGUUUUUGGCCUCAGAGUGGACCAUCAAGCGCGAUAUCCGCUAUGAGCACUACUAG
Aspergillus lentulus is the source of this 1725-nucleotide messenger RNA. RefSeq lists its product as uncharacterized. The record is from RefSeq and is a predicted model, not a curated record. NCBI's taxonomy places the organism in Eukaryota, Fungi, Ascomycota, Eurotiomycetes, Eurotiales, Aspergillaceae.